UACUCCAGUGUAUGGGACCUUACCAUCCAAGUGACGUCCUAUAUGAUAAAUCCCGACUUGUUACAUCCUGAAGGCAAAGCAGCAGUUUCGGCGACAUUCACAGGAUUACUCUGGAGACGCUUCUCGGACGGCCUGCGUUGACAAGGUGGAGAAAUGUGCACGCACGGAGGACGAGGAGCCUGGAAUUAAGCACAGGAGAGAAAAGAUGCCAAAGAUGAGACAAUAAGAAGAGCUAGUUUUGGGGCCUGUGCAGACUUCCCGCGGCAGCAGUUGGAUGUGCACGUGGACCCGGCCACGAUGACGAUGAAAGGCCUGUCCAGCAGCCGUAGUCACCACCAUGGGGUGACCUGCGACCCCUCUUACGACUCCAUGACCCUGGGGCACUCGGACCGUCGGUCCUACUUCCUCAACCCUGGGGAGGCUCAUUCUGCUGAUCACCCCUGCCUCACCCAGCGCAACUCCUUCCAGUCUGAGUGCAGUACCUACCCUGACCUGGCAAGCUGCACCUUCCCUCGCAGACAUUACAGCUCUCACCACGAGCUGAAGGAGGAGUGUGGCGCUGUGGUGCCUUAUACAGGGCCACCAGGGAGCAGUAAGGGAAGUGGAGGAGGUGGUGGAAACAACAACAACCGCAUCCCCUCUAAUCUCUUAGAGCAGUUUGAACGGCAGGCACCAGUGCGGCGUGAGGGCUACCACACACUGCAGUACAAGCGCACUGCAGUGGAACACCAACGCAGUGACAGUCCUGGUCGAAUCCGCCACCUUGUUCACUCUGUCCAGAAGCUUUUCACCAAGUCCCACUCCCUGGAGGGGCCCUCAGGGGCUGGUGGAGGAGGGAGCGGGAGGAUGAACGGCAGCAAAUCCAGUCCUGAUGACCCACCCUCCUCCUCUGGCACCCUGAAGCACAGUAAGCGCAGUAAGAGCAAAGACCGUUCCAAGUCGGAGCCUAAGAUGCGCACUGCCAUCUCAGGCUACUGGAGCUCAGAUGACACGCUCGACAGGGAGGUGUGCCUCUACCACCAUCACCACGGGGGCAGCAGUGGAGGCCUGCCUUCGGGGGUCAUGACAAUGGGGCGCCACCCGGAUAAAUCUCAGUCGCAGUACUUCAUGGAGUCUUACAACACCAUCAGCGCCCACUCUCUCAAGACAUCACGCAGCAACAACGAUGUGAAGUGCUCGACUUGCUCCGGGAGCAGCAGCGGAGCCAUGCCGCUGGUGAGCGCCCUGGAUAGCCAAGUGCAGCUGAAGAAGAGCUCGUGGUCAUCUACUCUGACGGUGAGCAGAGCAAGAGAGGUCUACCAGAAGGCCUCAGUCAACCUAGAUAAAGCUCUAGUGAAAGCCGAGCAGGGACGCACCUGCCACUUCCUACAGGUGCCUCAGGAUGACUGGAGCGGUUUCUCUCCGCUGGGGAAAGAUGAUGAGAUCCCGUGCCGGCGGAUGCGCAGUGGCAGCUACAUCAAGGCCAUGGCAGAGGAAGACAGCGGCGACUCGGACUGCAGCCCGAAACCUUCACCCAAAGUUCAGGCGCGGCGAGCCAGCUACCUGAAGGCCACACAGCCGUCCCUCACAGAGAUGACCACACUCAAGAUCUCCACAGAGCAUUCGCCCAAGCUGCAGAUCCGGAGUCACAGCUACCUGCGGGCGGUGAGUGAGGUUUCCAUCAAUAGGAGUCUGGACAGCUUGGACCCGGCAGGGCUGCUGGCCUCGCCUAAAUUCCGCUCGCGAAACGAGAGCUACAUGAGAGCCAUGAGCACCAUCAGCCAGGUGAGCGAGGUGGAGGUGAACGGGCAGAUCGAGGCAGUGUGUGAGUCAGUGUUCAGUGAGAUGGAGUCGCAGGCGGUGGAUGCACUGGACCUGCCCAUGCCUGGCUGCUUCCGCAUGCGGAGCCACAGCUACGUGCGUGCCAUAGAGAAAGGCUGCUCGCAGGAAGAGGAGGAGGGAGGCGUCACAGUGGCCAUCAGGAGGACCAACUCACCCCCGCGCACCACCACCACUGUUAGAACCAUCCAGAGCAGCACAGUGUCAUCAUGCAUCACCACCUACAAGAAGACACCACCCCCAGUCCCACCACGGACCACCCCGUCCAAACCUUUCAUAUCCAUCACGGCACAGAGCAGCACCGAGUCAGCUCAGGAUGCCUACAUGGAUGGGGGCUCCGGCCCCCGGACGGGCAUCAGCUCCCAGCCGGGCCUGUCCAAUUCCACGGAGAGCAUCGACAGCAUGAAGGCCCUGACAGCAGCCAUCGAGGCGGCUAACGCUCAGGUGCACGGCCCCGCCAGCCAGCACGUCACCAACAGCACCAUCACCAUCACUGCCACCGCCACCACCUCUGCCGUAGCGCAUGUCUCCACAGACAGCAAAGCGCAGAGGGAAGCGCUCCGCAAGUGCCUCUCCAUAGGGAUCCAGGUGGACCCAGAGGAAGGAGGGCCAACGGAGGAGCAGUCUAAAUUCCAGUCGAUAGGAAUUCAGGUGGAGGAUGAGCGAUGUUACCGCAGGAUGACCCGCUCCAAUAGCGUAACCACAGCGGUGCAGGCCGACCUUGACGACCCCACAGACGCCCCAGAGCUGCCACCGCGUCACUGUGCCACCAUGCCGCGCCAGCACUCCCGGGACGCCGCCUCUUCUACCGUCAGCAUCCAGGGCUCUGGUAACCACUACCACGCCUGUGCCGCUGACGACUACGGGGAGGUGGGGUUCGACCCUUCGAUCCUGCCCCCUCCAGACCCAUGGAUGGACAGCGUGGCUGAACCAGAGGGGGAGGCUCUGGAGGCUGUGGGACGAUCGGUGUGCCCCCGUGACGGCCGCUGGUUCCUCAAGUUGCUGCAGGCCGAGACGGAGCGUAUGGAAGGAUGGUGUCGACAGAUGGAGCAGGAUGAGGUGGAGAAUGAGCUGCCUGAUGAGAUCCUGGGGAAAAUACGCAGUGCAGUGGGGAGUGCCCAGCUGCUGAUGUCCCAGAAGUUCCAGCAGUUCCGGGAGCUGUGUGAGGAGAAUCUGAACCCAAAUGCACACCCAAGGCCCAUCUCCCAGGACCUGGCAGGUUUCUGGGACAUGCUCCAGCUGUCUAUCGAGAACAUUAGCCUGAAGUUUGAUGAACUCCACCAACUCAAAGCCAACAACUGGAAACCUCUGACCCCACCAGAAAUUCAGGAGAGAAGGAUGCCCCCUCCCGUGCCAAAGAAGCCCCUGAAGGGCCACCACCCUCCCCUGGCUAGGGACCGCUCGCUGGAGAGCUCUGAGCGCCAGCGUCUGGAGGCUCGCAAGCGCCUGCUAGCUGCCAAACGUGCCGCGUCGGUUCGGCAGAGCUCUGCCACCGAGAGCGCAGACAGUAUCGAGAUCUAUAUCCCAGAGGCUCAGACCAGACUAUGAGACAAAUGCAUGUACCCACACACAUGCCCAAUACACUGUCCCAUACACACUAUAGCACUGAAUGGUAAGGCUAGGGUGCUAACAUGACAUAAUCACAUUUUUUGCAGACUUCCCAGAUCACUGUGGGGUUAGUCACAAUGACAGAAGAACAAGAAAUGUACAUUUUCAGUAUUUAUUUAUUUAUUUAUCUAUCACCCUCCCCCUCCCUUAUUUCCUUCUCCCAGCUUUGAUGUAGCAGUCCCUCCUCCUGUACCUCCACCCGCCCCUCAAUGUCAAACAAGUAUCUUAUGAAUCCCUUUUUUUAAAGUGGCCUAAUAGUACAAAGUUAGCCAGGUGUAGCACAGCAGUGAUGCUUCACUUUAUUAUGUUUCAAGUGCUGAGAAUCGGAGGCAAACAGGGAGGGAGCGUGCAUAUAUUUGAUCUGAUCUGCUCAGAUCAAGUGUAUCAAAUCAAACAGAGAGACCAGACCUAAUGACUUGUGUUUUAUUUUUGUAUUCGUAUAAAAUCCCAUGAUCUGAUUCUAAAAAUAACAUAAGCUGGAAAGUUUUUGAUUUGUUUAAUGAGGUCACACAUUAGAAAAUAAUGGUGAAAAGACCAGACAAGGAAACUCUAGUGUCAGUUAGCGACACAAUUCGCCCUCUGUUUGGAAAUAGGUCUUUCCAGCAGCAAGAGGCCGACCGUCGCAGGAAAGGUCAAGAGGUCAGAUUUAGCUCCUCCAGUCGAGGCAAAGUGGCUGUUGAGCCAGGAGCAGGUUUUGUGGUUCAGCAAAGAGUGCGAUUCACUGAGAAAACUCACUGUUCAGAAAUGCCACAAACCUAAUCUGUGUGUGUAAGUGAGAGAAAGAGCGUGUGUGUGUGUGUGUGUGUGUGUGUGUGUGUUUGUAUUCAGAUGUUCAUUUCAAAAGUGCUUCCUAUUUUUCUAGGUCUAAAGGGUCCUAGCUGUAAUUGAAGAUUAAGGUAGCAGUAUCAACAAACUGUAAACAAACCACCCGUCUUGACUCAUUUUGAACUGAGCAAAACACGUUUGUAUAAAGAACAUACAGUGUAACGACAUGACGUGCAUGCUGACACAAGGUUACUGAUAUUUUUUGUCUUUUUUAAACAGGUUAAAUCCUUUCUCAUGUUGCGUUCAAACUCUUCGGUGUUACAGGCAAUGCUAAAAUACUGAUAUUUGGUACAAUACUGGUAGUUGUACUAUAUUUUAUUAUGUCAUUUUUAGACAAGAGAGGUUUAUUGACAGUAUUGAGACUAAAGGACUGAAAAGGGACUAUUUUCUCCUCACUGUGUGUGCACUAUCUCUGCCUCCAAAUGAAGCAAUUAUUUGAAGGUCAUACAAAAAAAAAUCCAAUUUGUAAUAUUUUGUAUUCAUGUUUAAUUUAUUGAUUAGGAGAACAAUGACUGUUUAUCGACAUUGUGAUUAUUAUUAUGCACUGACAACAAGGCCCUUAUACUGUGUUUAUGUUUUGUUUCUGUUGGUUCUUUAGCAUGACAGGCACCUUUUUUUCGUCUCUUCUGUUUCAGUGAUCAGCCUUAAUUUCUAAUAUGAUAGUUGAGCACAACAGCAGUCUCAGGGGAAGAAGUGUGCGUGCGUGCAUGUGUGUGAGAGAGUGCGUGGCUGACUUCAUGUGACUUUAUGUGACCCAUGGCUUUGUCACUUACUGUACAUAACCCCCAGUCACUGGGAUAGGCCAUGAUCUCGAACAAGGGAGAAGUAUCCAUGCCAUUUUUUUUAAAAAGAUGUUCCUGUCGAACGUCUCAGCCCUAAUUACUUCAAUGUAACAAGGUAUUUCUGUCAGCUGCUUGAAUGUGGAGACAAUCCUGAGCCAGUUUACCGUCACAUAAUUGUUUUGAUGAGAGAAUAGCAGUUCUCUUUAUUGAUCUGACAACGUUUUGUGCCAUUGGAUAACUAUAGGUAAGGAUAUAUUCCUGCUAUUUGUCCCUAUUGAACGGAAGUUUUCGUUGAGAGGUGUUUGUGAAGGAACUCAAGUGAUGAAGUAACCGUACAGUAUGAUUUGUAUUUCCUUUAGUCGGUCGAUAUGAAGUUUAGAGAGGAUGCUUAAAAGUAACAAUAGUUCAAACUUAACGCCAUUUUCUGUAGAUGAAGCUCAUUUUAGUAUUUUUUACUUUGGAACUUGUAUUUGAAUUGAAUUGUCUGUCAAAUGAUUGACUUCUUAUUUAUGUUUAUUAUAUUAACAUAUCAAUAUAACACUCCUGGUAUAGCAGGGAGUUAGAAACCAGAAUGUUGGAUUGUGGUUAGUCGCUAAACUCAAAAGACACUCCAGCAAUCCUGGCAAUUCUGAAGCUUGUGAUGUAGUUAUAUUAAGAGAUAAACAUUUGUACAUAAAUGAAUGUUUCCCUAUGUAAAUGUAAACUAAAAAACCCAAUCAAAUAACAUAUUACGCAGAUAUACAUUUUGUAAUUAAUGUUAUUACACUGUUGAUGUUAUGGCACGUGUAUGAGCGCUUAUCAGCAUUAAAAAAAAAAUAUAUCA
Epinephelus moara (kelp grouper) is the source of this 5856-nucleotide messenger RNA. RefSeq names its product discs, large (Drosophila) homolog-associated protein 1b (gene dlgap1b). Gene Ontology annotation, molecular function: molecular adaptor activity. The record is from RefSeq and is a predicted model, not a curated record. The transcript is spliced from 12 exons. Gene Ontology annotation, cellular component: glutamatergic synapse; postsynaptic specialization. The coding region runs from base 298 to 3366 and encodes 1022 amino acids. Lineage: Eukaryota; Metazoa; Chordata; Actinopteri; Perciformes; Serranidae. Gene Ontology annotation, biological process: signaling.